AUGCAGCCAGCAGGGAAGAGCUCAUCUGGACUUGAGCGAAAAGAAGUGGAAAAAUAUCGAAGAAUGCACAUGAAAGCUCAUGUUUCCAGGCUUGCUUCUCUCAUACCUACCCAAGAGAAAUUGGCGUUACCUGCUUUGUUGGAUCAAGUCACUUCUUACGUAAAACAACUGAAAGACCGUCUGGAAGAACUGAGGAAAAGGAGGGAACAACUUCAAGGUGAGGAAGCUGUCACUGAAGGCCAGAGGGUUGCUCUGAUGGUGCCAGUAGUUGCCAUUAAAGAGACUUGUUCGGUUUUAGAGGACCUUCUAUUCCAUUUAUUCACAGGUUUAUCUUCUUUAUCAGUGUCCCUCGCAAUGCUAUUUCCUCUAUAG
Molecule: messenger RNA, 372 nt
Organism: Ilex paraguariensis (yerba mate)
Lineage: Eukaryota; Viridiplantae; Streptophyta; Magnoliopsida; Aquifoliales; Aquifoliaceae
Source: the annotation of a GenBank genome assembly